UUAUAAAGAGUCACUGCAGCAGGAUCCAGGUGUUAACACUGUUCACCUGCACACUGGUAACAUGGCUUUACUGAAGGCUACACUUGGUCUCCUGAUCGUCCUCGUGCUCUCUGGCAGCUCCUGGGCUGAAGGUGACGAGGACCAGUCUGUCGCUGAGCGCCUGUGGAGGGCCAACAAGGAUGUUGUGCACACGGCAGACGAGCCCCUCGUCAUGGAUGACAUCGCCUAUGACAACGAGAAUGAGAGAAAUGCUGAUCCAUGCACCUCCCGUGGUUGUAUGUGGGGCAAAUCCAGUGACGGGAAAGUCUACGUGCCGUACGUCAUUGCCUCACAUUUCGCUUCACGUGAGCGCUCCAUCAUCGAGCGCGGACUCCUGUCCUUCCACGACGUCUCUUGCAUUCGUUUUGUCUCACGAACCAACCAGAGAGAUUACCUGAGCAUCGAGUCCAACAAUGGCUGCUACUCCUACGUCGGUCGCCGUGGUUACUCUCAGACACUGUCUCUGGACCGUCAGGGAUGCCUCUACCACAACACCGUCCAGCACGAGCUGCUCCACGCCCUCGGCUUCAACCACGAGCAGUGUCGCUCCGACAGAGACCAGCACAUCCGAGUCCUGUGGCACAACAUCCAGUCUGGUUGGGAGUAUGCCUUCGACAAGAUCAACACUCUGAACCAGAACACGCCCUAUGACUACAACUCUGUCAUGCAGUACCACAAAUAUGCCUUCUCUGGCAACAACCAGCCCACCAUGCAGCCCAUCCCCAACGCUAACGUUCAAUUCGGCACAUCCCAACAGAUGAGCCAGAAUGACAUUGCUCGUCUGAACAGGCUGUACAAGUGUUAAACAGUGACAACAUAGUGUGAAUUCAGACUUCACAUCAACUUUUCCCACUCUUUAAAUCAGCAAACAUUAUAUUAACAAUAAACCCUCACGCACACGUUCA
This is a messenger RNA of Solea senegalensis (Senegalese sole), 944 nucleotides long. RefSeq names its product hatching enzyme 1.2-like. NCBI's taxonomy places the organism in Eukaryota, Metazoa, Chordata, Actinopteri, Pleuronectiformes, Soleidae. The record is from RefSeq and is a predicted model, not a curated record. Gene Ontology annotation, biological process: proteolysis. Bases 62 to 844 code for a protein of 260 amino acids. Gene Ontology annotation, molecular function: zinc ion binding; metalloendopeptidase activity. The transcript has 8 exons.